Astyanax mexicanus (Mexican tetra) is the source of this 1636-nucleotide messenger RNA. It is a transcript of the gene urm1, whose product is annotated as ubiquitin related modifier 1. The transcript has 5 exons. Gene Ontology annotation, biological process: protein urmylation; tRNA thio-modification. Gene Ontology annotation, molecular function: protein tag activity. Gene Ontology annotation, cellular component: nucleus; cytoplasm. The record is from RefSeq and is a predicted model, not a curated record. NCBI's taxonomy places the organism in Eukaryota, Metazoa, Chordata, Actinopteri, Characiformes, Acestrorhamphidae. The coding region runs from base 752 to 1024 and encodes 90 amino acids.
UUUGGAAAACUCAUGUAAAUUAGGUUUACAAAUCUUUGUGUUUCCAUUUAUCAACGGAGAAAAUCUAUUUUGAGCUAACAAAAUACGUCAGCUCGGAGUUAAUUCAGUAAUUUAACCCUGCACAAUGGAGUUCUCAGUAUCUGAAACACAUUUUAUUAUUGAAGAUAGCGUGUCUGAUUCAUUUUAGACCUACUCAUUGUCCAUGUCUGCACUGAUGUUUUAAAAAUCAAAUGGUCAUGAAAAUAAGCCUUAAAGUCAUGGAAAAGUCAUGAAAAAAACAUGGAAAUGUAUGAACCCUGCGUUUAUUAAAAUUCCUACAGUAUAUUAAGGGCAGACUGUUGGACAUUUUUCUAGACUGACGUUUAGAUGCAUCACAAGCUUUUAAAUCAGAAACUAUCCUCAGAAAAAAUGACAAAAAAUGGUGUCCACGUCCCAGCAUCCCUCCAUUCGUCUCCACAGUCUGAUUGUAGAUGGUUUAGUGUGUGCUGAUGUACGCUGACCGCUGCUUGUUCCGCCCCUCCCAAAACAGACCGCAGAUUGAGUUGAGGCGUGAGGUAAAAGUUAACGUUUGGCAGCGUUUUAAAGCUCUGCCAGCUCUGAGAUCAUCACAGAUCCUCUGUGGUUCUCUGAGGGUAGAAAGAGGUGGUGUUUGAGGCGGCCCUGCUGACCCCGGCGUUCAGGCUGGAGCGCUCGGCCGCGGGCGUCUCGCCAGCCCUGAGGAUCUGGAGGACAACUGUGCAUUCUCCACGAGAUGGGAGGAGCUGAACUGCUGUUUGAUGGAGUGAAAGACCAUCAUGUGACCCUGCCUGGCCAAUCAGAUCCAUGGGACAUGAAGCAGCUGCUGGCGUGGAUACGAGUCAACCUGCUGAAAGAGAGGCCCGAGCUCUUCGUACAGGGAGACACUGUGAGACCCGGGAUUCUCGUAUUGAUCAACGACGCAGACUGGGAGCUAAUGGGUGAAUUGGAGUAUCAGCUUCAGGAUCAGGACAAUGUGGUGUUCAUCUCAACCCUUCAUGGAGGUUAACUGACUGUAAAGGAUGCUGAACACACACACACACACACACACACACACACACACACACGUAUGCACACAAAUACACACCCCCAAACAGCCUCUGUUUCACCAUCAAACCUUUACGCCACCCAUCCUCCAUCCGCCGUCCACCUCUCAACCAAUCCAGCGAGCUUCUCCUGGCUUGUUUUGAUCUGUAAGCCAAUAGGAAGAGCUUGUGUUGGAGAGUGCCAUCAGACACAGGUGUGGUCCGGUCCGGUCCUGUAGUACCUGCCCUGCCCCACCCUGCCCUGCCCCGCUGUAGAUGGAUGGGGUCAGACUGAGCGCGCUCAGAGGUCAUUCUGUCUCGCCAGCGUCCAGAUGGAUUCUCCAGAGACACUGACCGCCAAUCACUCUCAUCUCAAACGGCCGAAUUAUCAUUUUUAUUAGUUUACGCUGGGGCACCCCGGUGCUGUGUGUGUGCGUAUGUGUGUGUGUUGGUUUGAAUGUGUGUGUGUGUGUGUGUGUGUGUGUGCGUGUGUGUGUGUGUAGGCCUGAUUCGCUGUGUGUUUUCUUUUUGUUUUUGUUUUUUAAGAUUUGUUUGGAUUAAAAAAAUGCUAAUAAAUGAUUUUUUAUUUAUGUGUA